UCUCCCAACUACCUAUCUGGCCAGAAGUCCAUCUCCUUUGUGGGCUGUGAUCAGCAUUUCCUCUAUUUGACUCUGGGUGGCGCUGAGUGUGUUGUCCUAGCUUCCAUGUCCUAUGACCUCUAUGUUGCAUGUCACCCGCUGCGCUACACUGUUCUCAUGAACAGAAAGGUGGGACCGAUGAUGUCUGCCAUGUCUUGGUCGGGAGCAUCAGUAAACUCCCUCAUUCACACAGUGAUCCGGAUGCACUUCCCCGUCUGUGGGCCUCAAGAAAUCCACCACUUUUACUGUGAGUUUCCAGCUGUUGUGAAGUUGGUAUGUGGAGACAUCAUUGUUUAUGAGCCCACCGUUUACAUCAGCGCCAUCCUACUUCUCCUCCUCCCCAUCCUCCUGAUUUCUGCAUCCUGUGUCUUCAUCCUCCACAGUGUCAUUCAGAUGCGCUCAGCUACGAGUAAGAGAAAUGCCUUUUCCACUUGCAGCUCUCGCCUCACCGUGCUUUCCCUCUGCUUUGGUGCCUGCAUCUUCUCAUAUAUGAGGCCCGGGACCCAGCGCACUGCACUGCAACACAAAGUUGGUUCUGUGUUCAACAGCACCAUCACUCCCACACUGAAUCCUUUAAUUUAUACUCUCCAGAAUAUGGAUGUAGCUAAGACUCUGAGGAGAGUGCUGUGGAGAGAUCUUAUCACUAAAAGAACGGAAGUGCCGUUGCCCUGA
Messenger RNA from Physeter macrocephalus (sperm whale), 711 nucleotides. RefSeq names its product olfactory receptor family 2 subfamily AE member 1 (gene OR2AE1). Gene Ontology annotation, biological process: detection of chemical stimulus involved in sensory perception of smell; G protein-coupled receptor signaling pathway. The record is from RefSeq and is a predicted model, not a curated record. Gene Ontology annotation, cellular component: plasma membrane. Gene Ontology annotation, molecular function: olfactory receptor activity. NCBI's taxonomy places the organism in Eukaryota, Metazoa, Chordata, Mammalia, Artiodactyla, Physeteridae.